ACUGAAGUUGCACACCUACGAACGCAGCGGCGGACGGCUGAGAGGGAAGGCCUGGGGCUGGCUGAGCGAGUUUCCGGUUUCGGACGCUGGCGCUGGCAGGUGAAGGAGGCUGGGGACUGUAGUACCAUGCGUCCUCUAUGGUGCAUUCUCCAGAUACAGAGGUCUCUGAAGUGUCCAUUGGCCUCCGUGUCCUGGCUGCUGCGGAGGACCUGCAGGACCCACAGCAGUUCCCCCAGUACGACGUGUCCUGAUCCACAGGGGCAGAGUUCAGUGAGAGCUCAGAAGGAUUUCAGCGCCAGGCUGGCCACUGGACCAGAUUUUCAGCAUUUUCUAAGAAGUGCUUCAGCUCCUCAACAGAAGCCAUCUUCUCCAGAAGUGGAGGACCCGGCCCCCUAUCUCACAGCAGAUGAACUUCUAGGAAGGCAGAGAAAAGUCUACCUUGAGACCUACGGCUGCCAGAUGAAUGUGAAUGACACCGAGAUAGCGUGGUCCAUCUUACAGAAGAGUGGCUACCUGCGGACCAGCAACCUCCAAGAGGCUGAUGUGAUCCUUCUUGUCACAUGUUCUAUCAGGGAGAAGGCUGAGCAGACCAUCUGGAACCGUUUACAUCAACUGAAAGCCCUGAAGACAAAGCGACCUCGCUCCCGGAUUCCUCUGCGGAUUGGGAUUCUAGGCUGCAUGGCUGAGAGGCUAAAAGGGGAGAUCCUCGACAGGGAGAAAAUGGUGGAUCUCUUGGCUGGUCCAGAUGCUUACCGAGACCUUCCCCGGCUGCUGGCUGUCGUGGAGUCAGGCCAGCAAGCAGCCAACGUGCUCCUCUCUCUAGAUGAGACCUAUGCUGAUAUCAUGCCCGUCCAGACGAGCCCCAGUGCCACUUCUGCCUUUGUGUCAAUCAUGCGGGGCUGUGACAACAUGUGCAGCUAUUGUAUUGUUCCUUUCACACGUGGCCGGGAGAGGAGUAGGCCUGUUGUCUCGAUUCUGGAGGAAGUGAGGAAGCUUUCUGAGCAGGGGCUAAAAGAAGUGACACUUCUUGGUCAGAAUGUUAAUAGUUUUCGGGACAAUUCCGAGGUCCAGUUCAACAAUGCAGUAUCUACCAAGCUAAGCCGUGGCUUCACCAGCAACUAUAAAACCAAACAAGGGGGGCUUCGUUUUUCUCACCUUCUGGAUCAGGUUUCAAGAAUAGAUCCUGAAAUGAGGAUACGAUUCACCUCUCCCCACCCCAAGGAUUUUCCUGAUGAGGUUCUGCAGCUGAUUCACGAGAGACACAAUAUCUGUAAGCAGAUCCAUCUGCCAGCUCAGAGCGGAAGCAGCCGUGUGUUGGAUGCCAUGCGGAGAGGAUACUCAAGAGAAGCUUAUGUGGAGCUCGUUCAUCACAUCAGAGAGUCUAUUCCAGGUGUGAGCCUCAGCAGCGACUUCAUUGCUGGCUUUUGUGGGGAGACAGAGGAAGAUCACCUACAAACAGUGUCUUUGCUCCGAGAAGUUAAGUACAACAUGGGCUUUCUCUUUGCCUACAGCAUGAGGCAGAAGACACGAGCAUAUCAUAGGCUGAAGGACGAUGUCCCAGAAGAAGUAAAAUUAAGGCGUUUGGAGGAACUUAUCACUGUCUUCCGAGAAGAAGCUUCAAAAGCCAAUAAGAUCUCAGUGGGUCGUACCCAGCUGGUACUGGUCGAGGGGUUCAGCAAACGUUCUUCCACUGACCUGUGUGGUCGGAAUGAUGGGAACCUGAAGGUGAUCUUCUCUGACGCAGAAAUGGGCGACGCCACCUGCCCUGGGCUCCAGGUCAGAGCCCAGCCAGGGGACUAUGUGCUAGUGAAGAUCACAUCUGCCAGCUCUCAGACACUCAGAGGACAUGCCCUCUGCAGGACCACCCUGAAGCACUCCUCAGCACCCUGCUGACCUGAGUGGGUGACUCAGAGUGGACUUGGGCAGUUCCUCCCAACAGGAAGGAGACGUCACUGGUCACCUAUGACAGAGGUAACAGUGCUUUGGAAACAAGCUGCAAGUGGUGAAGCACCUUUGUACCAAGUGGAAGAAUGCAUUCUUUGCUGCUAUGUGAACAGCUUUUACAACAAUAAAUGUCCUUAAACUAA
Messenger RNA from Jaculus jaculus (lesser Egyptian jerboa), 2087 nucleotides. RefSeq names its product CDK5 regulatory subunit associated protein 1 (gene Cdk5rap1). The record is from RefSeq and is a predicted model, not a curated record. The transcript has 14 exons. Gene Ontology annotation, cellular component: cytosol; mitochondrion. NCBI's taxonomy places the organism in Eukaryota, Metazoa, Chordata, Mammalia, Rodentia, Dipodidae. Bases 127 to 1893 code for a protein of 588 amino acids. Gene Ontology annotation, molecular function: 4 iron, 4 sulfur cluster binding; tRNA-2-methylthio-N(6)-dimethylallyladenosine(37) synthase activity. Gene Ontology annotation, biological process: negative regulation of cyclin-dependent protein serine/threonine kinase activity; tRNA modification.